CACACCCAAAUCCAUCACACCUAAAUUCGCAUCCAAUCAUAAAAAUCUCAUUUCAAAAACAAAAUCUUCUAGAGUCUUCCACCAAUGGCACGUACAAAGCAAACAGCCCGCAAAUCCACCGGCGGCAAGGCUCCCCGGAAACAACUAGCAACCAAAGCCGCCAGAAAAUCAGCACCAGCAACCGGCGGUGUAAAGAAGCCACACAGAUUUAGACCAGGAACAGUUGCAUUGAGAGAGAUCCGUAAGUACCAAAAGAGUACCGAGCUUUUGAUCCGUAAGCUUCCUUUCCAGCGUCUUGUUCGUGAGAUCGCUCAAGAUUUCAAAACGGAUCUUAGGUUUCAGAGCAGUGCCGUUUCGGCUCUUCAGGAAGCUGCUGAGGCUUAUUUGGUUGGACUGUUUGAAGAUACGAAUCUUUGUGCUAUCCAUGCUAAGAGAGUUACUAUUAUGCCUAAGGACAUUCAACUUGCAAGAAGAAUCAGAGGCGAAAGGGCCUAGUUAUGUGAUUUAAUUUCAAUUUGUGAAAUUUUAACUGUCUAAACCCUAAUUAGAUUCCAUGUAUGAAUCUUGAACUGUUAUGAAAUGUAUUCUUGUUUAAUGUGAUAUUGUUUCUUA
This is a messenger RNA of Cicer arietinum (chickpea), 612 nucleotides long. RefSeq names its product histone H3.2. Gene Ontology annotation, cellular component: nucleosome. The record is from RefSeq and is a predicted model, not a curated record. Gene Ontology annotation, molecular function: protein heterodimerization activity; structural constituent of chromatin; DNA binding. NCBI's taxonomy places the organism in Eukaryota, Viridiplantae, Streptophyta, Magnoliopsida, Fabales, Fabaceae.